Messenger RNA from Odontomachus brunneus, 12911 nucleotides. It is a transcript of the gene mub, whose product is annotated as poly(rC)-binding protein 3. Gene Ontology annotation, cellular component: cytoplasm; nucleus. The coding region runs from base 164 to 1285 and encodes 373 amino acids. The transcript has 7 exons. The record is from RefSeq and is a predicted model, not a curated record. Gene Ontology annotation, molecular function: mRNA binding. NCBI's taxonomy places the organism in Eukaryota, Metazoa, Arthropoda, Insecta, Hymenoptera, Formicidae. Gene Ontology annotation, biological process: regulation of gene expression; regulation of RNA metabolic process.
UGCAAGGACUGAGCAUAUCUGGGAACGCUUGAGAAGCACGUCCCCCGAGACUCCCCCGGCCAAAAUCACUCGUCUAACCUCUCCCCUGUCCUCCUCGCCCUCCUCCGCACCCCUCCCUUCCGAGAAGAUCUCCCAUCGAAGCCACAGGAUCCGUAACCUCGCAAUGGACGGUAUGGACAACAAACCGGUGCUGAACGACGAUCCCUCGGUCACCCUGACCAUCCGGCUGAUUAUGCAGGGGAAGGAAGUCGGCAGCAUUAUCGGGAAAAAAGGAGAGAUUGUCAAGAGGUUCCGCGAAGAGUCCGGCGCGAAGAUCAAUAUCUCUGACGGUUCCUGUCCGGAGCGGAUAGUGACUGUCACCGGACCAACCAACUCGAUCUUCAAGGCGUUCACGCUGAUAUGCAAGAAAUUCGAGGAAUGGUGCUCUCAGUUCCACGACAUUCAGGGCGGUGGUGCUGGUGGCGGUGGCGGCGUUUCGAGGCCGCCCAUCACGCUCAGACUGAUCGUGCCAGCCUCACAGUGCGGCUCCCUCAUCGGCAAGGGCGGCUCCAAGAUCAAGGAGAUCCGCGAGGUCACUGGUGCCUCCAUCCAGGUCGCAUCCGAGAUGUUACCGAAUUCUACGGAACGUGCAGUAACCAUAUCCGGUACCAGCGAGGCGAUUACGCAGUGCAUAUAUCAUAUCUGCUGCGUUAUGCUAGAGUCCCCUCCCAAAGGUGCCACGAUCCCUUAUCGCCCCAAACCCCAAGUCGGUGGGCCAGUGAUCCUGGCUGGUGGGCAAGCCUACACCAUCCAGGGUAAUUACGCGGUGCCCGCCCACUCGGACAUGGGCAAGCUGGGAAGUAACCCUCUUGCUGGCUUGGCAGCAUUGGGCCUCGGAGGACUGGCUACACCGGCGAAUACUGGAGGUCUUAAUCCAGCAGCAUUGGCAGCGCUGGCGGGCAGCCAGCUCCGUACGAGCAAUACGAACCGACAGCAACCGGCGGCGAACAAUCAGACGCACGAGAUGACCGUGCCAAACGAGCUGAUCGGUUGCAUCAUCGGCAAGGGCGGCACCAAGAUCGCAGAGAUCCGUCAGAUCUCCGGCGCCAUGAUCCGGAUCAGCAACUGCGAGGAGAGGGAAGGCGGAGCGACGGAUCGCACUAUCACCAUAACUGGGAAUCCGGACGCUGUAGCGUUGGCGCAGUAUCUCAUCAACAUGAGGAUAUCGAUGGAGACGUCGGGGGUGCCUAUGCCCGCGUAUCACUUCAUCCCGCCGGACCACAUCGUGAAAUCGCCCAUCCACUAAACGUGGGUCAGUCGUCGUGGUCGUUAUCGUCGUUCGAAAGGACGCGAAUGGGGCAUCGCGGAGCGCGCGAAGCUGUCAAGUGGCAUCUGGGGCUGGGCCACACACUGUGUUCAACCAGCUUGCUAAUCGACACAUAUAUACAUACACACACACACACAUACAUACACACACAUACACUGAGUCAUAUACACCCACUCGUAAGAAAGAGAGAAAGUAGGAGAGAGGAAGAAGAUAUUACACGACGGUGAGAAGGAAAAAGAGAGAGAGAAAGAGACACACACACACAACUCACGUUAAGCACACUCGCACGUACUCGAAGAGAAAGAGGAAGAAGAGGAAGGAGUCUACUUCGUGCGCGCUUUAAGAUAAGACGUGUACGUUAAAAUUGGACACGCGCAUUCACAAACAAGGACAUUGACACGAACACACAAAUCCAUGCACACACACACACACACACACACACACACACACACACACACACACACACACACACAUAUGAAUGCACACAUAACUCCCUGAUUGGGAUUAUACACGGAGAGACGAAGAAGAUACGCACGCGCGUACACGGACACACUCGAGUGUACAAAACUGUACAAAAGUUAUUUAAACAAAAGUAAAAAAAAAUAAUGAUGCACGCCGCAGCCGCAGGCUGCCGCCGAUUGGUAAAGGGAACAAGCCAAAGAUACGUUAGUUUUCAUUUUUAUAUUUAAACGAGAAAAAAAAGUGAGACGUGGGAGAGAAAUACGCGAGAGAAUUAUUAUUAUUAAUUAUUAACUAUUAUACGAACGAUGAUGAUGAUGAUGAUGAUAAUGAUGAAGAAAGAGAAGAUGAUUUUGAUGAGAUGAUGAUAAUAAUGAUGAUCAUAAUGAGAUGAUGAAAAAGAAGAAGAAGAAGGUAAUGAGAUGAUGAUAGAAAUAUGAAGAUGAUGAUGAUGAAGAUGAUGACGACGAUAAUGAAGAAGAUAAAGCUAAUAAUGACGAUGCUAAUUAAUAUUAGGCCGGUUGUUAGCGUUUUUUCUAUUGCGGACACACCAUCGCGUAUGACGACGAUGAUCGUUCGCGAACGGGUUCGCGAGCUUGGUUACUUCGUCCGAAAGAAGCGUGACGGAAAUGCAGCUAGUAUCACAAGACCGUUGUUGUUCGUAAAAGAAACUGGCAGCCGACGGGUUCAACGCGAACAUCAGACGUUGCCGUACAAAAUUACACACAGAAUUUGUACGAUGUGAGCAGAUUUAAGGUGUGAGUCACACAAGGCUCGAAUGCACCUUCGUCAUUUUUAAGAAUAUGCUUUGAAGGAUCUAUCGAUCAUCCCGUUUUAUGUUGUCAAAAGAAAAGAAGUGAAAAGACCAAGUUGCCCGUCGUGAAUCCUAGCUGAUCCCCGACCUGUGUUUCUAAACUUGACCAAUUCAAGGAAUUCCUUUCCGUGAAACUUCAGGUGGGAAACGUCUGGUGCUCGCGUGCGAACUCUUCGAGCCAUCUGCUCUCGGACCAGCAACCCUGGAUUCUCGAGACCCAGGACGGCGAGGCGUUCUCGCAGAGCCAGGGUCUCAUACUCAAAAUCUCUCGACCGCGUGGUCGCACGAGCGCGCCCCACAUUGGCGUAUCCGCCGAACGCGCGAACAACCAAAGGGGGACGCGCUGGGGCGUCUCAACUUCGACUUCACACGGGCGGUUCUUCUUCAUGUGCCCCCUCACAUAUCUCGGCCACGUGGCCCCUCGCGUCCCACGCCGCCGAUCUCGAUCGCAUGGUGAUGUUCCCCACCCCGCGUGUCCCAUAUCUCGACCUCCAUUAUAGGUGGUCUCUCGUGUCCCAUCAGCGCGCCUCUGCAGCCGGUCUUAAGAUGCUACGAGGUUCGAAGGGGAAGCGUAGGCGCGGUUGAAGCCUCGUGGCCGACCGCCGGGGAAAUAACGAAGGUCGCGAGUGCGAGUAUCAUAUUGCGAUCACCGUCAUGCGCGCGUGCGCGCGCGCAGAGGGAAAGUAACAAUUAAUAGUCGCGCGCGGUAAUUAAUGAAUCAAUUGAUCACGUAGUUGUGUAGCUUUUGCAUGUGGAUCUUGAACUCCGAAAUCUGCCGGUGAGAUGGAUGAUAGAAGAAGCAGAGGGAGAGAGAGAGAGAGAGAAGAAAAAGAGAAACACGAAAAGACUCAUUCUUUUCUUUUCUUUUGAUAGAGGGGAGAAAAAAGAAAUGACUGCACGGACGUUCGCGGCCCGUGUCGCUCACCCGGCGCUUCCGGAAGUCGCGAGGUCGGAAACGCGCGAAGGGACGAACGAGCGGUCGCGCGCGGACGUUCUAAGGCGCGGCUCCCCGGCGCCGUUCCACAUCUCCCUCGUCGGCGAACUCGACGACGCGUCAGGUCGGGAUCUAGCGACGCUGGGCGUCGAGGUGCGUCGACGGUGUUCAAGCCGAACAGAAAAUCACUAUGACGUCAAUAUGAUGAAUCGUGAUUAAAAAGUGAAUUUUUUUUUUUAGUCAUUUUCUUGUCAUUAUCGUGAUUUACGUUAUCGUGAUUUUUUUGUUCCGCCUGAGAUGGACAUCGAGGAGGCGGCGGCGGCGCCGGGCGUGUGCGCACUUCUGUUGAAGGAACAAAUAAAAUUAUUACGUGGAAUAUAAAUAAUGAUAUAUAUAUUAUAUAUAUAUACAUAAUAUAUAUAUAUAUUUAUUAUACGAUAAAGACAAUUAGAGGAGAUAAAAUAGCGAUGAGAGAGAAGGUGCGCGAGCUCAAGCCCAGACUUGAUCAAAGAGAGAGAGGCGUCCUCUCCUUUCUUCAUCCUCCGCUUUUCAGCUUCCCGUUUCAGACUUAUACCCUAUCUACCUUCCUCUCCGUUUUUAACGCCGUUACUUGCAGUUCGGAGAUCGCUCGCCCCCUGCCUCGAGAACGGUGAUAAGAUGUGUGUCUGUUUUUCCUCUUUCUAUUUCUUAUUUUUUUUAAUCGUUUUUAGCAUUACACGCGCGUCAACAACAACGUUCUUCCUUGUUAUAUUCGCCGCGUAAUUGUUACCGCGUUCUCUCUUCGUUCGUGUACGACUUGUAGUGCGUGUAUGUGUAUAUAUAUAUACAUACAUACACACAUACAUACAUACAAAACGUCGUUACACACAUAUCGUUGGUAUUUAAUGAAAUUAUUAUAUUUCAAUCGGAAGAGAAACGGCAUUGUGCAAGGUCUCCUUUGAGAUUACUUUAUUUCGUAUUUAAGCAUUUGUUGAUGUAUUUUAGUGCGCAAACAAAAUAAUUUAUUUUUCGGAACCAUGUGUGGUACUAUCAUUAUUUUCUUUUUUGUUUGUUUUUAUCGCGUUUAUAUUGGUUCAACUUACCGGGAAGCGAAAAUUUCCGAUAGAAGCGGAAAUAAUUCCAAUCACAGGGAAUUAUUAUUAUUAUUAAAUUAAAUAGAGGGAGAAUCGUGCCGAGAUGUACGGCAAUAAUGGUAGCUAAAUUGUCGGAUUCCAUUGUUAGUUGUAAAUUCACGCCAAUGUGAUUGGCGAGCGGCGCGAUCCUACUGGCUCGCGACGUUAUCCUGUACCGUUCACUUCCAUUGUGUGCCAAACGUAUAAAUUAAAAAGAAAAAAAAAAAAAGAGAACGUGAAGAGAAAGCGUUCGCGUUAGAGAGAAGGGGAAAACGGAAACGUUAGUCUGUGCUUCCGGCGUAAGCUCAAUCAAUUAAAUUCUCGGUCUUCGCGCGUAAAUGCCGGCUUUUCUACGUCUUUCUCCGUUGCGUAAAGAAAAAGAAAGGAAGAAAAUCACCCUCGACUUUUCAACGUUGACUAUUUGAUUUCAACGCGUACACUCGCCAUCCUUCCCGAACGAGACGAAAGUGUUGCCUGCGUGACGUACUACGAUAAAAUUUCAUAUCGCGAGUUCGCGGAGUCGUCGUUCUCUCAAAGUGAAUCAGUAAGAGUACCUGCGAGUGAGUCAGCGGAAGGAGCACUUCACCGAUGAAUAUACUCAUUGAUUUAGUUACAUCGAAACGACUUUCAUUAGACGUUUCUGAAGGGAUCUGCGCUAAUGGUUUAACGUGCAUUCGAGAACCCUGCAAGACCAUUUUAUCGGGUGUGCCGCCACUACUGACUGACUCUCGCGGCGAGACUACUGAUCGCAAUGCUAUACUUCCAAGCUGAAGCAUCAAUUGUAAGUAUAGUACAUGCAGUGAGGAGUACGCUGAUCGUACUUUAAGAGAGCGCUUUACCCCUGGCCUACAUUCGGUGAUUUUAAGACUUAAGCCUUAAAAAUUGACCAAUCACAGUCGACUGUUAUAAGAAUGAUCCAAUAGGAUUAGUCAAUUUUUAAGGCUUAAGUCUUAAAUCAUUGAAUGUAGACCAGGGGUUACCCGCGAAACGUCACGUUUCGCAUUUUCGUCAUGGUCGUCACGGCAUGCUUUACGGUGCUCGCGCCUCUUUUCGCGACGUGAGAUCGUCUCUCCUUGUAAAUAUGAUUUACGCACGUUGUACAUACUUAUUAGUUGCGGGGCGUGUCGCGCCGUUCACACAACCGGCGGGUCUUUUUCGGUCGAGAAUCUCUAGCGUCUUGACAUCUCGUGUCUCGGGCAUACACACAUCCGCGACUUCAUCAACUUUUAUUUAUUGCAUCGACGUACCUAGCUCAUCACGAUUUCGCGUUUGGCUUAACGUCGCUUCGUUCUCCGAGUGAAUGAGCCGCGAGCGGCCAGCCACCUCUGCCCCGCGUACAACGGCACGAGCGUUCGUUUUGCUCAAAGGGUGCAGGUUGUGUUGUUAAAAGUGGUAUUCGAUCGUGUGUUGGGGGAGGUCCUGACAUUCCCUGACGAGUCUUCGAGAAGUAACGAAAUUCCGAAGACAGUCUCGUUCGUGUCGCGACUUUUCAUAGAUCUCUUCACCAUGUGCGAGCGUCCAAUUAGAAAUUCUAUUAAAGCGUGGAGUUUUUAUACGUGAAAUUAUUUAUUUAUUUAUUUAUUUACUCGUGAUUCGGCGUUGAGAGAGAGAGAGAGAGAGAGAGAGAGAGAGAGAGAGAGAGAUUCUUUAUUGUUACUUAGACACGUGAGGAUCGUUGCCUGCACCGAGAGUUCUCGUGCUUUUUAAAUUUUUGUUAUUUCGUUGGUGUCGCAAGAGAGAAGGAGAUAAUUGUGUAUAUACGCCACUACCACGUUUCACAACGCAGUCUGCUGUAUGCGUCUCGCGAGAAAAAGGAAAGGGAAAGGGUUUCGCGCGGAUCCGAUGCGUGUUCGCGCUUGGAUCGAUAUGUGCGCGCCCUUUGAGAGCGCAUGAUCGAUGCACGAUCGGCCGCGAGAGUCACGUUGUCGAUGACUCGUUCCCGAAUUGGGUUUCCCGGGAAAGAAACCUGAUCUUGCUUUUCUUUUGUAUUUAUAUAAUUAUUUAUACACACACACACACACACACUUCCACUUUCACACACACACACACACAUACCCACGCUCACGUAUAUAAACACAUGUCAUUGUGGAAGAUUAUUUGUUAUUAUACGUUUCGAGAAAGAAAGAAGAAGCAGUAUUUCUCUCUUUUCUACAAUCGUGGCAACAAGGCACUCCUCUUAAAUUUUCUCCACCACUUUGAUCCCUUAGCCCAGCGCCCGCUCCCUUGCUCCUUCCAUCUACCCCUCCCCCCCUGCCACCAUUACCAACACCCCCGAUCUUCCCGGUAUCCCUCCACCGAUGGAUAAGACGAUGACGGCGUACAGUAGUAAUUAUAAGAGAAACAGUUAAAAAAAAACAGUAAAACGCGAGACGAGCGACGCGCAGCAUCGUUCGAGCGAGAAAUAGCCUCUGCUAAAAAGUCGACAAAAAAAAAAUAAUAAUGAUGGAAAUAACAAUUAGUGAGAGACGCUGUAUGAUUGUGUAUAUCAACAAUAAAUAAUUGCUGUGAUUAGAAUCGAUUAUUAGUAAGUAGUUAAGGAUCAAUUUUUAAGGCACAUUGCGGAGAGAGUGGGAGAGAGAGUGUGCGAGAAAGAGAAAAAGGAGUACUUAGUAUCGAAAAUAUGAUUAGAGAAAGAGCGAGAGUGUGUGCGAGAGAAAGAAAGAUGGAAAAAUGAGGAGAGAGAGAGAGAGAGAGAGAGAGAGAGAGAGAGAGAGAUUCUGAAUGCGUGAGUGUAUAUAAUGAGCGUUUACGAGCGCGAGAGAGACAAAGAGAAAGAGAGAGGAGAGACACGACAAGCAGGGGAACCUUGAAAAGCCGCGUUUUGAUCGGCGAUAAGACAACACGUGCGCGCGUGCGUAUAAAUACCCUCUCAAAUCGUCGACAACGGCGUUAACAUACAUUAUCCGAGCACGAUCGCUCCUGAAAACGAGGAAAAAACAAAAAAAAAAUAUAUAUAUACAUAUAUAUCGAAACGCGAUCCGAUCGGAAGAUGUUUCAUCUCGGAACAGGAUAAAAAAAGAGACCAAAAACAAAACAGAAAAAAUAACGUUACCGGAAAAAAAAAACGCGGAAGACGAUUGGUGCACGCGUUUACGUAGGAUUACGAGAAUCACGAUCUUCCCAUUCGAAAAAUGCGUCUCUUGAUUAUAUUUAUUUCCUUUCAGUACGCCGAAUCAAAUACAGACGUUCAAUGUGAAGGAGGUCUGAUCUCGUCAUUUCCGUUCGAUCCGUUUCGAGUGUCGGGACUUUGCGAGAUUUGGUGUUUCGCGUCACUCUAAGAGUGGCGCAACGGAAUUCCGCGAGUUACGUCUGAUCGUUUGACAUACCGCGAGAAGAACAUCUGAGAAAUAAGAGAUAUAUGUUCGCGGUGGACAGUAACAUACUUAUUUAAAACUAAAAAUUCCCUAAAUUUUCUCAUUUAAAUAGAAUAGAUUGCUUUUCUUGAAAAGUUUCGAGAAAAUGUAUAUUUUUGAGAAAAAAAUGUUUCUUCUAUAUAAAUAUACAUUAUUAUAAGUAAACAUAUUAUUAGUUUCCAUGAAUAGAUAUUUUUCAUAUUUUUCCGAUAUUUCUUCUCUCUAAUCAUCACGAAACGAUCGCCCACGCGACUUCGGCGGCCAGUUUGCGCGGAAUCCGUUCUUAGCCGAUAAUUUUCUGGUUGCCACGCACUGAGAGAAAAAAUGCCUGAAAAAUAAGAAGUAUUUAUUCGGUGGUGGGGACACAUCCACUUAAAUAUCCAAUUCUUUUAUUUAAACGGAACACGCGAUUGCUUUCAUGAAAAGUUGAGAUUUCAUGAGGUUUCAUGAGGUUUUAGAAAAAUGUGUAUCUUCUUUGAAAAAUGUUUUGUAUCUGUAUAAAAGAUACUUUAUUUAGGAUGUGUAUGUGCGCGUGUGUGUAAAAGUAAUAUAGUGAAUAUAUUAUUGGUACCCACACCGAAUAAACAUUUUUUAUCUCUCAGAUAUUUGUCCUCUCAGUACACACACACACACACACACACAUAUACACCGCAGCAUCGUCGAUCCGAGGAUGACUCUUGUCGCGCCGACAUAUUCCAGAAGCAUAUCCAGUGACACAUAUGACUAGGCUACGAGUAAUUAAUGGCACUUUCGGGCCCCGAAGCGUAGACCACAGCCUGCAACCAUUUAUUCAGGCGUGUAUUAUCACUCGGAAAUUGGCGAAUUGUAAUAUAUACCACCGAGCGCCCUAUGUGCAGACACUUCGAUUCGAUCGGUGUAGAUUCUAGUGAUAACCGUUAUGAUAUCGUUAUGAUGUCGCAUAUAAUAGCCCGUGCUGCGCGGAACACACGGGAUAAAGAGGGGACAACGGGAUACCGCAGUGGUGUUACGUGCGCCUUGCACGCGCUGUAAUUCGCCGCGGGACUCGGGAUGCAGUUCUAUUUCUGCGUGCGAAGAGACAUUUGGGGGAUCACAUUAUCGUGGUUAUUACGAAUUCAUGGACACGUACGAAUGCACACACGCAUCCACAGGUCUUCGAGCGUGCUCCUGGCUCGCGUAAAAUUUGCACACAAAACUUGCUGUAGAAGCAUCUUGUACGCGAGGAAGACACUCGAGGAAUCGGCAUCUUGCUCUUCCAAGCGCGUAGAUGCGUGUAAUUUCAGACGCGCGGGCGAGCCAAGUUCCAUUCUGGAGUUCUGGGGUGAGAAAAACGUGAGAAAAACUCUCACGAGGAACCGGAAUUUGUUUGCGCGCGAGUUUCUGAACGUUUUUCCCGCGUUGGUGCGUAAAGAGCGUAAAUUCCGUCCCGAGUCUCGUCGCACUUCUCAGUCGCGCGCUCAAGCAGGGUCCACGAGGAGACCGUGGGACACGGCGGAUUGUAUAUCCUUCGAGAUCUCCGUUGUUGACCGACAUUGAUUAGCGCUAAUCGCAGUUAACAGUAUCCGCUUUCUGUAUCGUAGAUAGAGACGCGAUCCAGGCAGAGGAAUACCUGAGAAUAUCGAUUGAUCGUUGACGUCGCGGCCGGUUGUGUCGAAAAUCCGAACGAGAAGCAGAGGCGAGAGAAAUGGGGGGAAUGCCACCUUCGGUACCCAGAUAGACUUCCGUGAUUAUCACGAAACAAUUAUAAUUAUCGAGGAAAUCCACUGUAUCAAAUUGGUCAUCACAUUUACAUCGAGCAAUAAUGUAAAUUCUUUGCUGAUGUGCAGCAACAAAUUGACCAAAAGUUGCAUUCAGAUUUUCAUGUCAUAUUGUGUUUCUGAUCUGACGUUAUCAUAUCUUUCAAGCAGGGUUAGAACAUUCUCCUUUCGGUUUUAAAAGAAUCCUCUUGAUAAGAAUAAUAAAAUCCGCUCGGAUUCAAAGGACUCCACUGAGAACGAGAUUAUACUUUUCGGGUAAAUAUAACCUUUGCACGGCGACUAGCAGAUUGGCGUACACAUCUGUCUGUCUGGGUGCCAAUUUAUUAUUUUCUCGCGCGCGAUGAGAAACGAAAGGUAGGAAGACAACGCGCGAUCGUCGAAGAUCUUCCUGGGUUGAAUCGGAUCCUAGACACACGGCCCUUCCCACCUCUCCCAACCUCGUCACGUUAAGAAGACACACUUGAGUUAGCGAAAGGAAAAGAGACGAAAAUGUUGGACGGCAAAACGCGAGAUCGCAAGAAACGGCGAGCUCGAGAGAUCGGCUCGAUAUCGUUCCCGCGAAUGCGGCGUGUUGAACGAGAAGGGAGACGGGACGAGAGACGUGUGCGAACGUCCGCGUUGAUCACGAUCGUAUCGGCGUGGAGCAAUCUGUUUAAUGCAGGGGCCUUAUCCUUACUGCGUAGGUCCUCCUGUCGAGGGACUCGUCGCGUUCGCGAAUCGCGCUCGGCGAUCGCGCGUCACGUGUGCCGACCGUUUCACUCUUUCCUUCAGGAGAGGCGACGCGGCUCGCUCGUCUCUCUCUCCAGUUCGAGUAUCCUCGAGCACUCGGGUCAAGUACGAAAUUGACGACGGAUUAUGACGGUGUGACGCGCUCCCCACGGGUCCCCGUCGGGACGACGAGCGAUCGCGACGAUCCCCGCCGGGAGCCCGACCCUUACCAUUACGCAAGGCAAUCAGCUAAGAAAGAAACUUAGUUUUUAUAGGAGAUAUUGAGAAUCGCCUCUCGCGCCCUUUCCCCGGCGGGGCGCGAGCUCGAAGGGCACCUUUCCUCCUCGUAUCGCAGAGGGAAGAAAGAUCCAGCGCGGCCAAGCCGUCGCUCGCGAUCUCCUGACGCCGUGUAUCGUCCGAAAGGGUUGGAUCAGACAGACAGAUAGACAGACGGACGUGUCUGGUGGUGACUCCCGGGACUCCGUUCAUUUCCAAUUCCUCGAUCACAGCGCGAUCGCAAUUUUCAUUCGACUUACUCCUUCGUCCGAGGAGUCUUCGCCAGUCGAGCUAGCGAACUGAGAGAAUCGUGCGUGCUGGCUCGAACGCGUACAACGAGGAAGUGGCGAGCUAUCGGCUACGUGGCCGAAGUGUGUCACCGCUCGACGCGGUGCGUUCAGGUGCCAAAAGCAGAAUGAGAAAGGGUAGCGCAACGAGCAAGCAAGAAGAAUCGAUCGCGAAGAAUUCUCGAGUCGCCGAGCGGCUCUAUUCUGUGCCAAGUUACUCUAAACGCGUAACCGUCGCCGCCAGCGGCAUUCAGCACGUGUGCCAAAUCGUCGUUCGCUAAUUAAUCGUCGCCGCCGCCUGUUUCGGGCCCCCGAGCCCCCGCCCUGACGUAUCACCGAGGGUCGACGAGGUGCGCUCGUUCGCUUUCCCGAGCCUUUCUGAGCUUUUCUCGACGUGAGCCGUCUCAAUCGACGCGUUCAUCUCGCGACGGACUCGCGCGCGAGUCUCUCUCGAAGACAAACACACACACACGCACGUGGGUAUCGUAGAUUCGACUACUUCGGGGCUUCAUCGUAAUAAUAAUACGUAGAAAGAGAGAGAGAGAGAGAGAGAGAGAGAGAGAGAGAGAGGGGGUGUUUGAAACUUAGAGAACGGUCGACGGAAACAACCGAAUACGUUUCAGACAAUCAUCGAGGUGUUAACGUCGCUGAUAUUUUUAUAACGUAAUCUUCUUUCUUAUCGUUGUCGAUAUCUUAUAUGUAUAUGUGUGUGUAUAUAUAUAUGUAUAUGUACGAGAAAUCGCAGUGUAACUGCAUUCCUAGGGAAAAAGCGGGAUUCAAAUGUCGCUGAAAUGAGAGAGAAAGAGUGAAGGGGCGGGAGGGGGAGAGCUCCUGUAGUUCAACCCGUUUCUCGCGGGUCUUGAACGUUCUAAGCGCAUCUUGACGCAUCAAUAAAUCCGUGGAAUACAGACAGACGUUUGCGUCUCGAGAUAGGCCGGCUCUCGCGCACAUUUAUCAGGAUAUCGCGAUCCUGAGCGGCGCGUGAACGUUCGCGAAGUAUGGCGAUCUCGUCGAAUCGACGUCGAAACGUCAGGAAGGGCGCGCGAGCAAGCGGACUCUGAUCGUCGUUCCCCGCGGCGAGCGCAGCUCGUGUGUCGUGUGCAAACCAGCAAAAGAGACAGAGAAGUGACGGCACGAUGAGAAGCUGAAACGUGUUUUCUUUUACCGGUUGUGCGCGGCGAGAGCCCGACAUCGACUCGUGGAGCGCGCGAAUUGUGCAAACACGGGGAGCUGCUUUCUGCAGUUGCUGCGUGCUUCGCAAUACGCGGUAAAAGCGGGCGACUUGCGUUGUCUCACGGAGAUCGAACGGAGUCGAAGAUCUUUCGCUCUCGUUACUGUAAAAUUACUCCCCGUCGUCUUUUUCUUCUUCAUCUUCUUUUUUACCUCUUCUACUUCUUCAUCUUAUACUUCUUCAUCUUCUACUUUUUCAUCUUCUACUUCUCCAUCCCCUUCGUCGCUUCUAUUCGUCCUUCUUCUACUUCUUCCUCUUCCUUCUCCUCCUCUUGCUCUUUCUUCUCUUCGACAAUUAAUAGACUAACGUACCGACCUCGUGCGACUCUGUCUGUUGUUCGAUCUACAACAGAUUGUCGCCGAGGGCGAAAGUCUGAUCUCGAAGUUAAAAUAAAAAGAAAAAAAAUUGUGUGAGAGAUAGAGAGAUAGAAAACCGAAAUAUAAUCUUAUCUCGUAACUCGUCGUGAAGGUGUUCCUUUUUACGAGAAACGUAAGUCAUAUCAAUUAUCGAUGGAGAACAAUAAAUUUUAGAUAUCCCUUUCUUUGACGAGAAAAAAGUGUGUUCGUCAUGGAAGUAUUGUAUUUUCGUAGAAUAAAACGCGAGACUGUAUUGGAGGGAAAAAAGAGAAGAAGGAAAACAAAACUUUCUCGAGCUAUUCGACGACUGUUGCGCUAGAGAAAAAAAAAAAGUGUAUU